Hypoxylon trugodes is the source of this 3034-nucleotide messenger RNA. RefSeq names its product DUF1212-domain-containing protein. Gene Ontology annotation, biological process: transmembrane transport. NCBI's taxonomy places the organism in Eukaryota, Fungi, Ascomycota, Sordariomycetes, Xylariales, Hypoxylaceae. Bases 260 to 2647 code for a protein of 795 amino acids. The transcript has 3 exons. Gene Ontology annotation, molecular function: transmembrane transporter activity. The record is from RefSeq and is a predicted model, not a curated record.
UACCUGUUAAACUUAACCAAAAAUAACGGUUUACUUUCUCUCCCUUCGCCAUUUCGCACUGAAUAAAUUGUAGAGUUUCGCUAGGACUGGGUAGUCAUCGUACCUAUUCCGACAGCGCUUCCGGUGGACAUACGUUUUUUGUUUUGAAUUGCACGUUGUCCUUUUUAUAUCUUUUUUUAAACUCCCAAACCCCCCUUUUUGCGCCAGGUCCCUCGUUCUUAAUUUUUACCUAUUUCACCUGCCCCUAGAUUCAGUCGGCAUGGAUAAAACGCCAGGGACGCCUCGCAUCGAUGUUAGUGCGACCUCAACUCCUCCCGCCGAGGAACCCCAAAGUCCAGCCUCGCCUGACCUCAAUGCCGGAGCGAAGAAAGAGAAAGGCCGAGUAAGGUUCAACAGUAUCGCCGGAGUCGAACCCCCACAGUUUCACCUAGAUCAGUCAGGUCUCUCAAGUAUAUCCAGGCCACGACCUUCAGUUUUACGCGGGAAUUCCUAUAAUUCGGUCACUAGUAUUCCCGAGUCUAUCGACAACGAUGAUCCCGCUUCCGAGAAAGCGAUGUCGGCGUAUGCUGCGCAGGAACGGGCUCAGCAAGUGGCUGCUACCUUAUUAGGUUCCUACUCACAAUCUGCUCCUGGAUCGACGAGGACAUCCUUGGAUUCGGAAGCCGAGACGGUGAAUAGUGGCACUCCUGGUGAUAUGAUUCCAGGAUAUGGCAAUGUAGCUCUGGACGAAUUCGCCAUGCAGGUUCCCGAUAUGAACGGGAAUGGAGAUGCCUCAAAGAGCCCAUCGGAUGAACAGCGCGCCCUGAAAACCGAGGCAUAUAAUCUCGUCCGAUCUCAUACCCAAAGGAACCCCCAUAGGAUAUACCAAGCUCCAACGGCCAGCACGGCCCUAAGUUCUGGGCAACUCACACCCAUUGAUGGACCAAAACACGAACUUUAUAUAUCGCCACCAUCCGAGUAUCGCCCUAGUGUCUUAUCAAAUCUCCUAAAGCUGUAUAAGCCGCCGGAGAGUAGCCAUGCUCAUUCUCCUAACUAUCCACAUAGCCGGAAGUCCGAGCAGGGAAGUGAAUUCACCACACCGGGUUCUUCUGGUGCUACGACGCCGAACCGAAGAAAGUGGUAUGAGAAGAAUCGUUCUCAGGAUACAUUAGCCAACCUGGUGGAAGCAUCUGCACGUCUUGCUAGUGCCGGCGUCAGCGGACCGACGGCGGCCAAUUCCAAGCCAAAACGACCCAAACAUCGACGAAGCCCCAGCGGACGAAUAUUGAGCUUUGGUCGGCCACGAAUGGAGGAUGAAAUUCGCAUCACGAUGCAUAUUGCGGAGACACUAACUCGUCAAAAAUACAUCAUCAAAAUGUGUAAGGCACUUAUGUUAUUUGGGGCACCAACGCACCGUCUGGAGGAGUAUUUGAGAAUGACGGCAAGAGUUCUUGAGAUCGAUGGCCAAUUUCUUUACUUGCCCGGUUGUAUGAUCAUAUCCUUCGAUGACCGUUCUACGCAUACCACCGAGGUGAAGAUCGUCCGCACGAACCAGGGAAUUGAUUUAGGAAAACUCAGGGACGUUCACGAGAUAUACAAGCUGGUUUUACACGAUAAGAUAGACUUGGAAGAAGCGAUUGAGAAUCUGACGAAGGUGAUGGAUGAAAAGGACAAGUUCCAUCCUUGGCUCAGAGUUCUGGUAUUCGGCUUGGCAAGUGCAACGGUCGCGCCAUUUGCUUUCGAAGGGCAAUUAAUUGACCUACCGAUUUGCUUCUUCCUGGGAUGUCUCGUUGGUACCCUCCAGAUUAUCGUUGCCCCGAGGUCGGAUCUUUACAAUAACGUUUUCGAAAUAACCGCAGCUGUCUUAACGAGUUUCUUAAGUAGAGCGUUUGGCAGUAUUAAGGGUGGAAAGCUGUUUUGCUUUUCAGCGCUAGCUCAGAGCUCUAUUGCGCUGAUACUCCCUGGAUGGUUCGUCUUAUGUUCCGCUCUUGAACUUCAGUCCCGCGCUUUGGUUCCCGGCUCUAUCCGUAUGGUUUACGCGAUCAUCUAUUCGUUGUUCCUUGGUUUCGGCAUUACAGUCGGAACCGCACUCUACGGCUUGAUGGACCCCAAAGCUACCUCAGCAACGAGUUGCCCAAACCCGAUACCCACCUACUACCGAUUUUUCUUUGUACCACUCUUUACUAUGUGUCUUGCCUUCGUCAACCAAGCAAAAUGGAAGCAAAUGCCCGUGAUGGUCGUCAUAGCAUUUGCCGGUUACAUUGUGAACUUCUUCAGCAGUCCCAAAUUCGCGGCCAGUCCACAAAUUGCCAACACACUCGGUGCUUUUACGGUUGGUGUGCUUGCCAAUUUGUAUUCCAGACUGAGGCAUGGUGUAGCCGCUGCUGCUCUUUUGCCUGCUAUUUUCGUACAGGUGCCCAGUGGCUUGGCAGCAACAGGAAGUUUGUUAAGCGGACUAAGCACAGCAAAUGAGUUGAACAACUCUACGGAAGUCGUCAAUGGCACUAGCACUGUCACGAUCGACAAAGGUCAGCCUCUGGAUACGAUAGUGUUCAAUGUUGCCGCGUCAAUGAUUCAAAUCGCUAUUGGUAUUACCGUGGGCCUAUUCCUAAGCGCCCUGAUAGUUUAUCCACUUGGAAAACGCCGAAGCGGGUUAUGGACCCUCUAAAGUUGUACGAUGUUUGUCCCCGUUACCAAAUUCCAGUUUAGGCGCGGGCGUUGGUGUCGUGGGAAAAAGCACUGUUUCGAAUAAGCAAGCGAGUAUUGAAUUCCAAAACAUCAUCUGGUUAUAGACGAUAGAGUUAGAGGGCGCCGCGGACAGCAUAUAGAGGCAUAUUAUAGAGGUAAUGAGGAGGAAAAUAGCCUCACGGCCGGGGGCGACAGGUGGAACCUCGGAAGGGGGUCCCUUAUGACAUGUGAUAUGAGGUAUCAGCAUAUGCGACGGCGUCAAGGCUCCUUUGUUGCACAAAGUUACGGUUCUAUUUUAAUAACCUGAAUACAGGUAUUUCAUGAAUUGAUCAUGAUCCUUUCGAGUCGUGACCCCUGAAUUCCGCAU